AUGUAUAAUACAAUAAGAGAUGAUAAAGAUGGUGAUCAUUCAGGUGUGUCAGUUUCAUCACAUCCUUCUCCUCUGCCAAUAUCAAAUGUAACUCCUUUAAGAAAAGAAAAUAAUAAAAGAUUUGGUAUAAAAGAAGAUAAAUAUCCAAGUCCGGGUGCUUAUUUUCCUAUGAAAAAUAAUUCAAUGGGGACUCAUAAAAGGCCAAUAUUUUUGUCGGCUUCAAACAGGCGAUUACAUGACCCUCCAACAGUUGAUACCUCUCGACCUGAACGUAACACGCCAAGUCGUAUGACAAAAAUGGAAGGUUGGCCUUCUUCGCCACGUCGGAUGCAAAUGGUAAGCCCACGUUUUAAAUCUUUAUCUGAUUUGAUGGAAGGUCCGGAAGGUUCGGAACAACAGUCUUCCGAAGAUUCAGAUAUGAAUGUGAAUCCAUUUAGAAUGCAUCGUCCAAUUACGUCCUCUGGUCGAAGAUCAUUUAGUAAUACAAAAAAACUUUUCGUUUAUGAAAACAUUGGUGAUGAUAGUGUUUCUGAAACCUCAGAUCAAGAUUCUACAAAAGGCCAUAAUGAAAAAAGAUUAUCUUUUACAUCAAAUUUAGGGGAAAUUAUACAACCACUAUCAUCACUAAGAUCUCAACAAAAACCACCUGAAUUAAAUAAAAGUUCAUAUGUUCGCAAGACGCGAACAUUAGGGUUAGAUUUAUUUUCUACAAAAGAUAAAUCUUCCGUUGAUGAACAAAAAACUGAUACCGUGAGAAGAUCAAUUGCUUCACGUUUAUUUCCCUCAAUUCAAUCAAGACGAACAACUCCUCAAAUGUUAACAGUAAGAACUCCAUUACCGAUGUUAUCAGAAACGGAAGAUGAUGAGGAAGAGGACCAUGAUUUAACUGAUAGUACAAAUGAUCAUAAUCCUCAAUUACCUUCUUCAGAUAAUUCAGAUAUUUCACCUGUACCUGCCACACCUAUAACAACACCUUUAACUCCAACUACUGUUAAAUCAAUGGUACAUUCAUGGCGUUGGCCAAAAAGACCUUUUAGUCCCGCUCGAGAAAAAAAAGAAAUUGAACAAAUUAAAUCAGCUGAUAAUCCGGCAGAUCAUAUCGGGAAAGUAGGAAAUAAUAUAUGGGCUAAAAAGACUUUAGGACAAUUACGAAAAUAUCAUCAACGCCAUAGUCCAAGUAUGUUAACUAAAGGAUUUGGAUUAGCAAGUCCUUUAAAAGAAUCAAGUCCAUUAUUAUCACCUGUAAAAGUAGAUUUAACUGAUUCAGGAGCAGAUGACAAAUCACCUAGAUCACCAACAAUAAUAGCUCCUAAAAUGAUUGAAGAAUCAGAGGAACCUCAGGGUAUGAAGGUUUCUCCUGAACAUUUGACCGUAGUAGGAGGACCAUCAGUUAAUAAUAAUAGAGAGAGUCCAAAUGCUUCAACUACCUCUCUUACAUUAAGAUCUAACCCAAGUAUUUCAUCAUUAGCCAAACACAAUGCUAAGCCAUUAUAUGAAACUACAUUUACGAUUUCUAAUAUUACCGAAGCACCUCUUCGAUUUGAAAUUCUUUGGCCAGCAUUUAGAUUUGAUGUUUCUCCAGCUUAUGGAAUUGUCAAACCCCAAAGUGUUGAAGUUGUAAAAGUGUCAGUUAUGAAUAAACAUAUUUUGGCUGGAUCACGACGUGAUGAGACUAGAGAUUCUCGAAAAUUCAUGGGAAUUCUUAAUAAUAAAGGAUCAGAAAAAACUGAAGUUGAUAAACCAUUAAUGGGUAGAACUAGGAUUAUUGUACUUUGUGAAAAUGGUGAAAGAAAAGAAGUUAUAGUUGAUAUUGUUCAAAUAAAAAAGAAGACCAAAGGAGAGAUUGAAAAUUUACGUUCAAAAAAUACCAAAGAAGUUGAAGAUGGAAAUUUCAUACGAAGAAUUGGUAAAUCAAGUGGUAGAAGUUUUUCAAGAACUGUUGACGAUUUAAUUAAAGCAGCUAAAGCCAGAACUAGAAAAUCGACCCCUAAACAAGAAAGACUACCAAGAUCACCAUCCAAUAGUAAUCUCAAAGGAAAAUCCUCUAUAAAUAAAGCUACAGGUUCAUCCAGUAAACCUGCAAGUGCACCUGCUCUUAGAAGAAGUGCUUCAAGUGGACCUACCAGUAGACCUAGUAGUCCUGAAAGUUCUAAUAAACAUUAUAAUUCUCCUAAACGAAAACAUACAACUGCAUCGUCGUCAUCAUCAAGUCGACCUAAUACACCGGAUAUAUAUAGAUCACAAAAUGAACGUAAUAAAAGAAAUAUGUCACCAUCGUCUGUUAGUCGUUCACGGACUCCUGAUGAAUCUAAACAAGUAAAACAUCUUCCUCAACGAAAAAAUUUCAUUUAUAUUGGAACACCUGGUAGUGUAAAUUGUCCGGAUACUACAGUUCGAGAAGAAAAUCAUAGUGUAUUUCGUAUUCAUAACCCUACAAAUAAACCAGUUACAUGGCAUCUUACAACAGCUACAAACCCUUUUCUUCGUCGAUCUGAUUCAGCUAAUUCUUCACAAAAGAUAAAUGAAGAAGUUUUUUUGAUAAUGAAAACAAGUGGAUUACUUCGAGCUGGUACUACGGAAAAAGUUGUUAUAAGUUUUCGACCUACGUUUGUUGGAACUUAUUCUCAAAGCUUUAAUCUAGAAGAUUCAUCAAGUUCAGAAACUUCAGGAGGGUUAGGAGGAGUAAGUGUUCGAAUACAAGGAGAAGGAAAAAUUGAUUCUCCUAAUCAAAAUAAAUCAUCAGAUUCAAGGAGGCACGGUAGUGGUUCUAAUAAAGCAAUAGAUUUUGAAGUUUCCGAAACCAAAAUUCAAAUACCUGCAACUAGAAUAAGUAGGAGAAGAUCAGUAGGAAUAAAGAUAAAUAAUCCAACAAAUCAACUUAUAAGAAUAAAAUGUAAAUGUGAAGUAGGAGGUACAUCUUCAAAUUCCAAUUCAGCAAUAUCUAUACCUUUAUCUAGUGUUCAAAUCAAACCACGGGCAUUUGUUUUAUUACCUGUACGUUUUUCACCUAAAGAAAUAGGAGAAGUUCGAGGAAUUGUUAAAUUACAAGCAGUUGGAAGAAGCGAAGUUCAAGUGGAAAUUAAUGCUGAGGGAGUGAUGGAUGCAUCAUCAUCAACAACCGAGAUAUAA
Diversispora eburnea is the source of this 3129-nucleotide messenger RNA. NCBI's taxonomy places the organism in Eukaryota, Fungi, Glomeromycota, Glomeromycetes, Diversisporales, Diversisporaceae. The record is from the annotation of a GenBank genome assembly.